AUGGUGCCAAACCGCACCUGCGCUCUAUGCCACACAUCUAAACCCAUCCUGCGCCGACCGAAAACCGGGCAGCAGCUUUGCAAACCAUGCUUCUUCUACGUCUUUGAGACCGAGGUGCACGAGACUAUCAUUGGUACCAAUCUUUUCCAGCAGGGGGAAAAGGUCGCCAUAGGUGCUUCUGGAGGGAAAGAUUCGACUGUGUUGGCACACGUCCUAACAGUGUUGAAUGAGAGGUACGGCUAUGGGCUGCAGCUACAUUUGCUAUCUAUAGACGAGGGUAUCACUGGAUAUCGGGACGACUCCCUCAAGUCGGUGAAGCGCAAUCAGCAAGAGUAUGGUCUGCCUUUGAAGAUUCUCGGGUACGAUGAGCUCUAUGGGUGGACGAUGGACCGAGUUGUGGAGCAGAUUGGUCGAAAGAACAACUGCACCUUUUGCGGAGUUUUCAGGCGACAAGCUCUUGACCGCGGUGCCGCAUCCCUCGACGCGGAUCACAUCGUCACGGGCCACAAUGCGGACGACACUGCUGAGACUGUGCUGAUGAAUAUUCUUCGAGGCGAUAUUGCGCGGCUUGGGCGAUGCACCGCCAUAUGCACGAAGGGCGAGGACAGCAUCAAAAGGAGCAAGCCAUUCAAGUAUGCUUACGAGAAAGAGAUCGUUAUGUACGCAUAUUUCAAGAAGCUGGACUAUUUUUCGACAGAAUGUUUGUAUGCGCCCGAUGCGUACCGCGGACAUGCCCGUGUGUUUCUCAAGGACUUGGAGGCUGCCCGGCCAAGCGCAAUCAUCGAUAUCAUACAUUCUGGAGAGGCCUUUCAGGUGGCACAGGACGUGGAGCUCAAGCCACAGCAGUUCUGUCAGAGGUGUGGGUACAUGGCGAGCAACGAAUUGUGCAAAGCGUGCACGCUACUUGAGAGUUUGGAGAAGGGGAUGGGGAAGUUAGCAGUGGGAGAUAGGAACAGGAGGAAGCUGGAUGACGAGCCGAUGCCCCAGGGUAUGCGCACAAUUCCGAUGUUCCAGCGGUCGGCCACAACAGAUUCAGCGUCGCCGCUGUGAUGAGGGAAGAAUAAGACGUGCAUCAUGACCUGGCAACUUCCGUUCGCCCCAGCUAUCUCAUCACUUCUGCAAGAAUCACUCUUGUCUCUCCGGUGUCUGCGGACCAGCGCUUGCCAUUCGUUUUCCCUCCGAUGUGGACAUACAGUACGUAUUUGAUCCGGUUCAAGUAUGUCCGUAUCCGGUCACCCACGAACAAGGUCAAGCAAGAACGCAUUCCGGUGCUGUAUCGACUGUGAUCAACGAAUAAUACGAGGAUCAUUGCCCCAGAACCUCCGCACCGGUUUCCAGGAGUCGAACCAUCCGGAGACCAUUCACAGCACCCAGAGCAGCUGAUGCUACCACG
Messenger RNA from Dacryopinax primogenitus, 1393 nucleotides. RefSeq lists its product as uncharacterized. The transcript is spliced from 5 exons. Bases 1 to 1050 code for a protein of 349 amino acids. Gene Ontology annotation, cellular component: cytosolic tRNA wobble base thiouridylase complex; mitochondrion. Gene Ontology annotation, biological process: tRNA wobble position uridine thiolation. Gene Ontology annotation, molecular function: tRNA binding. NCBI's taxonomy places the organism in Eukaryota, Fungi, Basidiomycota, Dacrymycetes, Dacrymycetales, Dacrymycetaceae. The record is from RefSeq and is a predicted model, not a curated record.